CCUGAGCUAUAACCGCGGCCAUCUUACUAGCUUCAAAGUCGUCAUAAUUGCUGAUCCUUGAUUGUUUGUCGUGCACAAAGUCGAAUUUCCCAGAGAAGAGCUGUCGAUUUAUUAUUACAUUUGUAUUUUCGUGUUACCGUUAAUCACAGCAUCAUCAUGGGUUGGUGGGGCAAAUCAUCCGAGGCCAAGACCGAGGAGCAGCAGCGCAAACAGGCGCAGAGCGAAGGCGCUUUUGAUCCCACACUGCCCAAGGCCGAGAAGCUGCCCAAGGGGCUGCAGAGGAUUGUCGACAAGGCCGACAAAGACGAGAGUUUCUUUGACAGCAUAAAGGAGGGAAGCGCCCCCGACUCGACAGAGAGCAACUUGCGAUACGCCGCGUAUGCAACUCGGCUACGAACAAUCCUUCUGUCGGCUCAUCGAUAUGUCGCCUACACUUCUGAUAUUGGCGAAUCGUUCCGUCCCGUAGCGCACCCGGGCCUUGUUCGCACUGCCUAUGGAAUCUCAUGGCUCUACAUCCUCGGAGAUGUGUCGUUUGAGGGAUACCGCGCGUACUGGCGGAACCAGCGCAUCCUCAAUCCUCAGCUUCUGCUCAAUUCCCACCAACAGCGAUUUUCCGGCCUUCCCGAAAAGGAGACUCAGAGCCUUACUCCCGGAGUGGUUUCUCCACUAGAAGACUACCGAACAGUAAUGGUGCAGAGAGCCGUCUUCCAAAGCGUGGCCAGUAUGGGACUGCCUGCCUUUACCAUUCACAGCGUGGUCAAGUACUCUGGAAAGGCGAUGAAGAAUGUCAAGAACGUUGCUUUGCGAACAUGGGGUCCUAUUGGCCUCGGACUGUCCGUCGUUCCGUUCUUGCCCAGUCUCUUUGACAAACCAGUCGAAGAUGCUGUCGAGUGGAUGUUUCACAAGGGCUUUUCGCAGUUUGGAGGCCAUGAAUACGUCGGCGACUCGCCAGCGACUGGGCGAGAAAAGCUGCUCAACAAGGAUCUCAAAGCAAAGAAGGAUUAAGUUGACGAAGCGUGCUCUACUCUGGAUACGGGAUACGGCGUUGGGGCAUACUCUACUCUUGGAGCAUUAAAUAUAAUGGGAUAAUUCGUAAAUAAUACAAAGCAGAGGACUGUUUUGACAAUGCAAAUCAUUUAUGCAAAACAAUGUGUUGUUUAGUCUGG
Molecule: messenger RNA, 1166 nt
Organism: Trichoderma asperellum CBS 433.97
Lineage: Eukaryota; Fungi; Ascomycota; Sordariomycetes; Hypocreales; Hypocreaceae
Biological process (GO): mitochondrial fission
Cellular component (GO): mitochondrion
Source: RefSeq, a predicted model, not a curated record